GUAUGGCGGGCUGGGCUGGGAGCUAGGGAUGGGUUCGUGACUCGUUCGCUGUGGGGUGUGGAAGGGUGCGUGGUCAGCAGCACCCACCCCUUUCUCUCUUGCACUGACCUCCUCCCCUCUCUCGAACCAACCCCGCACGCAUGGCAGGUGGUGAUGAGGCUUUGGAGCAGAGUGUUGGGGGCACAGCCAGGGCAGCGCGUGCAGGCGGGCAGCAAGGAGUGCAGUGCUGCAGGGGGCGGGGCAGGGGAGCCGGGGGUUAGGGAGAGAGGGCGCCUACCCUGCCACACUAUUACCUCCUGCACUCCCCCCUUACUCCGUUCCGUAUUCCCCCACAGUCGUCCUCCUCUCCCUCUCCCUUCCUCCCUUCCUCCAUCUCCCUGCCUCACUACCCUCUUUACCCUCUCUGUUGCCCGUCGUCCCUUCCUCCCUUCCUCCCGUCCUCCCGUCCUCCCUUCCUCCCUUCCUCCCGUCCUCCCGUCCUCCCUUCCUCCCGUCCUCCCUUCCUUCCGUCCUGCCUUCCUCUCGUCCUCCCUUCCUCCCGUCCUCCCGUCCUCCCUUCCUUCCGUGAUGCCUUCCUCCCGUCCUCCCUUCCUCCCGUCCUCCCUUUGUCCCGUCUUGUUCCCAUCCAUCCAAUCCUUAGCUCCUCCUCACCCCAUCUCCUCCCUUCCCUCGAACGAGCUCGCUCAUUCCCCUCCUGUCACCCACGCACGCACCCUCCCCUCGACCGACAGGUCGUUCUCCGCUUCCGUCGCAUAUGCGUUCAUCUCCCCUUCCCUCAUCUCCCCAUUCCUCAUCUCCCCCUCCCUCAUCUCCCCAUUCCUCAUCUCCCCUUCCCUCAUCUCCCCAUUCCUCAUCUCCCCCUCCCUCAUCUCCCCAUUUCUCAUCUCCCCUUCCCUCAUCUCCCCAUCCCUCAUCUCCCCCUCCCUCAUCUCCCCAUCCCACACCUCCCCAUCCCUCAUCUCCUCAUCCCUCAUCUCCCCAUCCCUCAUCUCCCCAUUCCGCCUCACCCCAUUCCGCCCCACCCCAUUCCGCCAUGCCAUCCUACUCCUCAUCCCCAUUCCCUCGUUUCCCCAUCCCUCCUUUCCCGAUCCCAUCAUUCCCUCUGCCAACUUUCCCAUCCCACCAUACGGUCAUACCCCAUCCCGCGACCUCCCCGUCACCUCCACCUGA
Closterium sp. Naga37s-1 is the source of this 1170-nucleotide messenger RNA. The record is from the annotation of a GenBank genome assembly. NCBI's taxonomy places the organism in Eukaryota, Viridiplantae, Streptophyta, Zygnematophyceae, Desmidiales, Closteriaceae.